Molecule: messenger RNA, 3603 nt
Organism: Salmo salar (Atlantic salmon)
Lineage: Eukaryota; Metazoa; Chordata; Actinopteri; Salmoniformes; Salmonidae
Source: RefSeq, a predicted model, not a curated record
UAUCAGGAUUUAAGAGUGCAUGAAUUACCACUCCACAGCGGGUUACGUUACGCAAGAGCUGCCGUCAGAACAGGGGAUCACAGGGAGCAGGGAGAGAGGGAAAGCAGAGAGGAUGACAUAGAGAGAAGGGACAGAGGCAGAGAGUAAAGAGAGAGAGGGAGUAGAGGGAGAAAGAGAGAGAGAAAAUCAGGAAACGGAGAGCAAAGCAGGGAGCAGAGAUUGCAGGGACAGGCAGAUUACAGAGGGGCUACGAACCACAGCGCACCAGCGACAUGGACAACACACAGACGUCUUUGUCUCCACUGAGGGAGUGAAGAGACGAGACAAGGACUGGGAAGAGGACAGGACACUGCGAAAGGAAGUGAUUUGAAGAACGCUGUGUUUCUGCAGCUUUUGCUGGGAGACCUCAAGUGGCGGGACGGUAAGGGACCAGCUGUGAGUGUCAUCUGGCCAUGAGAGAGUGACGGAGAAAGGACAUCUAGUGCUACUGAGGACAUCUUGGUAUCUUCCUCUCCUGCCUGUCCCCAUGUCUAGAGGUGGGAGGCCCCUGUGUGGGUGGGCCCUGAUGUGGCCCCUGGCGUGUGCACUGGCCCUGGUUGCAUGCUCGUCGGUCAGCCCCCUCCUCCAAGAGACCACCUCUGAUCCUCCCAUUUCUACAGAGACACAGACUGAAGUACGGACACAGCCAGACCAUCAGACAGAGGCACAGACACUUGCAAAGUUUCAGACCCAGCCAGAGCUACGGACAGAGGCACAGACUGUGGCAGAGACACAGACAGAGCUACAGACACAGCCUGAGCUACAGACUGAGUCCCCAACAGAGUUAGAGUCACAGGCAGCUACCAGCAACCACACAGGUCUGUUGUGUGUGUCCGUGCUUCCCCCGAGGCGGGGAUCGUUCUAUGUAGAGCGUGGGACGGGGGUGUCGGUGGGUACAGUGCUGGCCUUCUGGUGCAGGGAGGGCUACCAGCUGGUGGGCAGUGAUAAGAUCUCCUGCAGCGUCCGGGCAGGCAAACCCCAGUGGAACAACUUCCUGCCAGUCUGUGAGGCCAUCCCGAGGCCAGAGGACCGGGGUCUGCGCGUGGCCGUGCUGGCCUCGGUGGUCAGUGGCAUCGUCAUCCUGGCAAUGUCUCUCUCCUUCAUCAUCUGCUGCCUGCAGGAACGCACAGGGAAGGACAGGGCCACCAGGAGGGACGGCAGGAGCAGGCGUAGAGACACGCGGUCUUCUCGGCGUAGUGAGUGCUGGCUGGAGAGAGAGGACGGGGAUUGGGACACGUUCCCCCCUCCUAAGAUCUUCCACCUGGCCCAGCGGCCGGACCUCCGGCUGGCUGCAGAGAGCCCGGUCUACCUGGGGGGCAUGGCCGGCUUCGACAACCGCGGAUACCAGAAGAGUCAGGAGAGCCUACUGAAGGCCCCGCUUCCUGGUCUGUUCCGGGCGGAGAGUCAGAUCAUCUACCCCCACGUGGUGCUGCAGAGAGUCCCCACCCCCACCGCCCCGACUGCCCCUACAGCCCCUGUCUACCUCCACAACAUGCCCUCCAGCUCUGCCUCCAACUCUGGAUGUGCUCCCUCACAGCCACACCACAUGCCCCCGUACCCUACCCCGCAGUAUCCUAUCCACAACUCCACCCCCCAGCGAGUUCCAUGGCAAACGCAGCCCCAUUGAACUGUCACUGUCCCCUCUCUCUCUCCCUCUCUGUAGGUCAAGGGUCAAGGAGGAAGUAUCAAAUAACAAAAUAUUCCCUAAUAAGUGUGCUACUUUUGAGCAGAGCCCUAUGCAGUUAACAUACACGUUUUGGUCAAAGGAAGUGUAACACAUAGGGAAUAAGGUGUUAUUUGUGAUUUGAGAACAGUCCUCAGACCCCUGUCAGUGAGAUGCUUCUACUACUGCAAGGAUAGAUGGAUGGGACACAUGUUACUGUACAUACUGUAUGAUAUGGACGGACAGACAGACAGACAGACAGACAGACAGACAGACAGACAGACAGACAGACAGACAGACAGACAGACAGACAGACAGACAGACAGACAGACAGACAGACAGACAGACAGACAGACAGACAGACAGACAGACCAGAGGGUCUUUUCCAGCACUUUCUGACUCCUUGCCUCUUCUCUCACUGAGGAAGCCCUUUCUGCCGUUUCUAGUGUAUCUCUACACGGCAGAGAAGGGAUUUCUAUCUCUACCAUUCUCUCUGUGUCUCCUGUCAAGACUCUUGGUCCUUUUGUGGUGUCCUCCAUUUUCACAAGAGCAUUCUUCCUAUUAGUCUUCUGAUUGGUCAAAGUCACCCUCAGACCGGGCCUAUCAGGACACACUGAGCUGAAGUUCACUUGUUGAUGUCAUUGACUGAAGACUGUGAGAUGUUGUUUGGCGGUGGUCACCAAGUCUCGCCACCGACCAAAGAAGGGAAUGGACAUUUCUGAGGAAAAUGGAUGCAGAAAUCAUCCCCAAUACCAUGUAUGGGUGUAUAAUAUAUUAUUCUUAAAGGUCAUGAACAGUCAAAAUCAUGUUUUUCAUGAAUUUGGAGGAUAUUUGGAUGAAAGUAUGAAGACCAAAGUGUGAAAAAUGACUGUUUCUUCUACAUUGAUAAAGUUUGAUCAUAAAGUUACUGGUCCCCACCCCCGGUAUCAAACACUUGGAUUCAGGAAGCAGGAUUAUUAAGGGGAUAAGGUGACAUCACCCUAAUGCUCUCGUUUUAAUACACCAAUGGUAACAUGAUAUUCUCUUACCUAAUUUAAAUAAGUACUGCCUUGUAACCAACAUCGGAGAAAGUGUGCUUGCAGAGGGGCGUGGUUUAUAGAGCUAGAUAACUUCACUACUGGUGUUAGCUAGUCACUGGCUAGCUAGGUCUUCAGCCAGCGUGGAACUAAAGGGGAACGGGUCGUUCAGAACCAUGACACAGUUGUCAUGUCAACACAUCCUUCAGUGCUGAUGUGAACCGUAGCGCCGGAAAAAUUCCAAAUGGGAGAUGUAUAAAAAAAAAAUAUGUAUAUCAUUGAUGUGAUUUCAAUGUUGUUUGAGUAGCUUUGUGCACCAAAUUAGCUAGAGAGGAUUUUGCUGCAGUACUGCUCAUUGCAUCCAAGUUUCUUGACAUAGGCAUUUAAAAGAGCUCUCGAUCAAGGCGAGUUCAUGAAUAUAAGCUCCCCGUCCACUCAGCCUGUCUUUUCAAACUUCCUGGUAGUUAGCCAUGAGAGAAAAAGUAAUUUUCUAAAAUGUUUAGUAUUUAUAUCCCUAAAUAAUAUAAUGGGUAAUAUUUUUGUCACUCAAAAGUCUAUUUUACAUGGGAAUCAGAAUGACUCUUCAGGACCUUUUAAUGAUAUCAGAAGGCAUUUCAGCAAAGUUCACCCAUUAUUUUCCCCCAUUUGUUCUAAAGCUUUGGACUAAAAAAAUUGGAGAGCUCCUUACCUGUUGUUGAAGUCUUUGUCGUGGAUUUUUCUACGGUGGUAGGAGACUUGGAACAGUCACCAACUUACCUGCACUUUAUGGAUUUUACUGACAGGCUGGCAAUAGCAAUUGCAAGAACCUUGCACUGAUUAUUCCCGCAAUAUGUUUGUAUGAAAACUGGUUUCUACCUGAAAACUGAUUAAAUAGAUUUUUGUUUA